GUGACAAAACCAACCCAAAUGGUGUGAAACCUUUUUAGAGGAAAGAAUAGUUUACACAACUUUUCCUUCUACUUGUAUUGGAACUCUGCAUUUUGUGCUUUGUGUAUCCUCUCUCUCUCUCUCUCUCUCUGUGGGUUGCCUACCACUACUACCAUUGAUUGAUAUAAAUCCCAAGCCACACCCACAAAAGAAGUAUCCUUAUUCUCAAUUAAGCUUAGAUAGUAUGGAGCUGGUAUUCUUCAUUAUGCCCUGCAUUUUAGUCCUGUCUUUCUCUGCUUUGCUAACACCCUGCACUUCUUUGCAUAUUCAACUGCAGCCAUCGAAUAAACAAGCUGCAGCGAACGACGAACUCCAAUCCUCUCUCCCUACAUUGCCAAGGAAGCUUAGAUUCACUGAAAAAGUAACUAUUGCCGGACAAGAAGGUAAAGAUUCUGCACCUCCCAACAAGCAGAAGGAAAAUGUUUCAGCCGCAGGUGGUAAUGAUAUUAAACCAAAAUUCCAGAAAGAAAAAGAAAGUGUGCAAAGAAGCAGCGGAACAUGGCAGGAAUGGAUGGAAGGGGAAGACACAUCAGAGUUCUUCACAAUGGAUUAUUCCAAAGUAAGAAGACGACGCCCCAUACACAACAAGUCCCGCCCAGAAGUUUCUCCAUAAAACAUGCAUGCAUGCAUGCUACCAUGGUCGACCAUACAACAAAUUACAAGAGAAGAGAUGAUAGAUAUCAACAAAACUUUUAACUUUUGGUAUUUAUAAAAAUUAAUUAUUAAUGUUGUUAUUGUAAUAUAUAGUUAGGGAAAUGAGGAGAGUGUUUUGUUAACCAGCUCUUGUGGCCGACACCAGGGAGCAAAACCCAAGAUUUGUUACUAACUAGGACGACCCUUGUCUUCCAAUUACAUUAAUUUAUGUUCUUUUUGUUGAGUUGGUAGGUCUUUCGUUAGCAGUCAAACGGGGGCUACAAACCCCAACAUUUGGUAACGUGGUCUCUCUCUGUCACACAAAUUACAAAACUUAUAUAUAGUUAAUUAUGGUAUUAGGUGCAACCCAACCCAA
Molecule: messenger RNA, 1048 nt
Organism: Prunus persica (peach)
Lineage: Eukaryota; Viridiplantae; Streptophyta; Magnoliopsida; Rosales; Rosaceae
Exons: 4
Coding region: 224-652 (142 amino acids)
Source: RefSeq, a predicted model, not a curated record